Messenger RNA from Adineta ricciae, 759 nucleotides. Lineage: Eukaryota; Metazoa; Rotifera; Eurotatoria; Adinetida; Adinetidae. The record is from the annotation of a GenBank genome assembly.
AUGAACUUACUACAACGCAUGUCCAUUUCAAUCGCUUCGUAUUCACACAACAGAAAACCUCCUGUUCCACUUAUCAAACAACUUGGAAUCACUCGCCUCAUUGUAUUCUCUUCUCUCUUUCUCAUCACCACACUUAUUCUCAUUUUCGAACUCUACUAUCAACGUGGUCAAUGUGCUGUAGCUGACAAAUACUCGAAGAAAAACAUGAAACUAACUCAUCAAGUCAUGAACAUGUUCGACGAUCUGUCAAUCACCUAUUGGCCUGAUUGUCAAUCCUUACUGAAUGUUCUCAGAAAUGAGACAUACAAUAUAUGGGAUCAAGACGUGGAUCUAUCAAUCGAAUGGCCACUCCUAUCAAAUCAUGCUCAUUCGGAGCUCAACGACAUGAAAGUGUUCAUUGAAAGAUUCGAAGAGCAUGAUUUCAAUGUGGAAUACUAUCCAGAGAGAAGACUGGUGUCAUUGUCAUCGCCGAAUGAGAAGUCAGCACGUCAACCACAUGUUGAUAUCUGGCUGUGGGAACGUCAAUACAAAGGUGAAAGUGUCGUCGUUUUGCAACUAUCGGAUUACAGUUUCAAAUAUCAGUCGAGAUUAUUCUAUGAUAUUUAUCCGCUGAAGUGUGUAACAUGGUUAGGAAGAAGAGUGAAAAUCCCCGCUGAAUCGCACAAGAUUUCAUAUAAAGAAUUUGGCGGAUCGUAUAUGGUAGCCACUAUUUAUCGUCAAAACUGUCUUCAUAAUUUAUUCGAUCUGAGAUGGUUUUAA